Molecule: messenger RNA, 4170 nt
Organism: Drosophila ficusphila
Lineage: Eukaryota; Metazoa; Arthropoda; Insecta; Diptera; Drosophilidae
Gene: Sf3b1
Product: splicing factor 3B subunit 1
Exons: 3
Coding region: 71-4090 (1339 amino acids)
Biological process (GO): spliceosomal complex assembly
Cellular component (GO): U12-type spliceosomal complex; U2 snRNP; catalytic step 2 spliceosome
Molecular function (GO): mRNA binding
Source: RefSeq, a predicted model, not a curated record
AUAUCGCUUAAGGUCCAUCUCUAACGUCCAAAGAUUUUUCAUGUACGCGUCUUGGUAAAAUUUCAUAAAAAUGGAAAAUAUUCCACGAACACAUGAAGACAUUGAGGCGCAGAUCAGCGUGAUCCAGGAAAAGAAAACAGAGCUGGCGAAGACCACCGCAGCGGCUGCGGGAGUCGGUUUGCUGGACAGCGGAGGGUUCUUUGACACCGACUUGUACGACGAUGAAGCUGCGAAGGGAAAAGGUCGCUACGAGGGGUACAACACCUCCAUUGCGGCCAACGACGCCGAGGAGGCGGAUGAGGACGAGGACGACGGCUUUCCGGUGCCCCAGAAACGCACCACAUAUACGGCGCCCACCUCCGUUUUGAAGGACGUGACCCAAGGCAAAGAGGAUGUGGACCCCAUGGCAGAUCGCAGGCGUCCUACGAUUGCAGAUCGUGAGGACGAGUACCGGCAGAAACGGCGCCGCAUCAUAAUCUCCCCAGAACGAGCGGAUCCUUUUGCCGACGGCGGCAAGACCCCAGAUGUGGGCUCGCGCACCUACACGGACAUCAUGCGGGAGCAGAUGCUGAAGGGCGAGGAAACCGAGCUACGUCGAAGGAUUCUGGAGAAAACAAAGGAAGGAACUUUGGUAAAGACCGCUACCUCGUCGUCGUCAACAAACGGGGAAUCAGCUGCUCCUAAGGACGGCGGCAGGAAGCGUGGGAGAUGGGAUCAGACGGUCAGCGACAGUUUUAUCCCGGCCAAAGUGGCGACACCAAGUAGUGCCGCUACGCCCACUUGGGAGGAUAAAACUCCCGGUGACCAUCGUUGGGAUGAGACUCCAGGACACAAAGGUAGCGAGACACCAGGAGCCACUCCAGGACUGGGAACCCGGAUCUGGGACGCCACACCGGCUCACGCCAUGACUCCUGGUCACGAGACACCCGGACACGAAAAGUCCGCCCGGAGGAACCGCUGGGAUGAGACACCAAAGACAGAGCGCGAGACUCCCGGACACAGCGGCUGGGCGGAGACCCCGAAGCCAGAUCGCACAGGUAGCGGCGCCGGAGAGAGCAUAUCGAUCGAGUCGACACCUGGAGCCUCCAAACGACGCUCCCGCUGGGACGAAACCCCCUCGAAUGCAACGCCCGCUAUUACGCCCACAAAUGCGAAUGCCAUGACCCCUAAUAUGACUCCCAGCAUGACGCCACAUGCCACUCCGGGUCAUGCUACGCCAAUGCUGACGCCAGGAGGAAGCACUCCUAUCGGAGUCAAGGCAAUGGCCAUGGCCACGCCGUCAGCAGGAGCUCUGGCCGCCAUGACUCCUGAGCAACUGCAGGCCUAUCGAUGGGAAAAGGAGAUCGACGAGAGGAAUAGGCCCUACACCGACGACGAGUUGGACCAAAUCUUUCCCCCUGGCUACAAAAUCCUACCACCACCAGCAGGAUACGUCCCACUUCGCACUCCGGGCAGAAAGCUAAUGGCCACACCAACACCAAUUGCGGGAACUCCAGCCGGUUUCUUCAUCCAAGUAGAGGACAAAAAUGCUAAGUUCAUGGAUAACCAACCAAAAGGACAGAAUCUGCCGUUCAUGAAACCCGAGGACGCGCAAUAUUUCGACAAACUGCUGGUCGACGUCAAUGAGGAUGCUUUGUCGCCCGAGGAACUGAAGGAGCGCAAGAUUAUGAAGCUUCUGCUGACCAUUAAGAACGGCUCGCCGCCUAUGAGAAAGUCGGCCUUAAGGCAGAUUACGGAUAAGGCCCGAGAAUUCGGAGCAGGUCCUUUGUUCAACCAAAUUCUUCCCUUGCUUAUGUCGCCCACUUUAGAGGAUCAGGAGCGACAUUUGUUGGUAAAGGUUAUCGAUCGCGUUCUGUAUAAACUAGACGAUUUGGUGCGACCCUAUGUGCACAAGAUCUUGGUGGUCAUAGAACCACUCCUGAUUGACGAAGAUCACUAUGCCCGCAUAGAAGGCAGAGAAAUCAUUUCAAAUCUGGCCAAGGCUGCUGGCUUAGCCACAAUGAUCUCCACCAUGCGACCGGAUAUUGACAACAUCGAUGAGUACGUGCGAAACACCACGGCAAGAGCCUUUGCCGUGGUGGCUUCGGCCUUGGGUAUUCCAUCACUACUGCCCUUUUUAAAGGCCGUGUGCAAGUCAAAGAAAUCCUGGCAGGCGCGACACACAGGCAUAAAGAUUGUACAGCAGAUAGCUAUCCUAAUGGGUUGUGCUAUAUUGCCACAUCUCAAAGCGCUGGUGGAGAUCAUCGAGCACGGAUUGGUGGACGAGCAGCAAAAGGUGCGCACAAUUACAGCUUUGGCUAUUGCCGCCCUGGCAGAAGCAGCCACUCCAUACGGAAUUGAGUCCUUCGAUUCCGUUCUUAAGCCCCUUUGGAAGGGUAUUCGCACCCAUCGAGGCAAAGGUCUGGCCGCCUUUUUGAAGGCUAUUGGCUACUUGAUUCCCCUGAUGGAUGCCGAGUACGCCAACUACUACACCCGUGAGGUAAUGUUAAUUCUCAUUCGUGAGUUCCAGUCCCCGGACGAAGAAAUGAAGAAGAUCGUCCUGAAGGUGGUGAAGCAAUGUUGCGCCACGGAUGGUGUGGAACCGCAGUACAUCAAAGAGGAGAUCCUUCCGCACUUCUUUAAGUUCUUCUGGAAUCACCGAAUGGCUCUGGACAGACGCAACUACCGCCAGCUGGUCGACACCACAGUGGAGAUCGCCAACAAGGUGGGCGCCUCUGAGAUCAUCAAUCGUGUGGUUGACGACCUAAAGGAUGAAAAUGAACAGUACAGGAAAAUGGUGAUGGAGACGGUGGAGAAGAUCAUGGGCAAUCUGGGAGCAGCCGACAUCGAUUCCCGCUUGGAGGAGCAGCUUAUCGAUGGUAUUUUGUAUGCAUUCCAGGAGCAGACCACUGAGGACGUGGUCAUGCUGAACGGCUUCGGUACCAUCGUGAACCAACUGGGCAAGCGAGUUAAGCCCUACUUGCCACAAAUUUGCGGAACGAUUCUCUGGCGACUGAACAACAAAUCCGCGAAAGUCCGUCAACAGGCUGCGGAUCUGAUCUCCAGGAUAGCGGUGGUGAUGAAAACCUGCCAGGAGGAGAAGCUCAUGGGACAUCUGGGCGUUGUGCUAUACGAAUACUUGGGUGAGGAGUACCCGGAGGUGUUAGGUAGUAUUCUGGGCGCCCUGAAGGCCAUCGUGAACGUAAUUGGCAUGACCAAGAUGACGCCGCCCAUAAAGGACUUACUUCCCCGUCUCACACCCAUCCUGAAGAAUCGACACGAGAAAGUGCAAGAGAACUGCAUUGACCUGGUGGGUCGCAUCGCAGAUCGGGGACCAGAGUAUGUGUCUGCUCGCGAGUGGAUGCGCAUCUGCUUUGAGCUUCUGGAGCUGCUUAAGGCCCACAAGAAGGCUAUCCGGAGAGCCACUGUUAACACCUUUGGGUAUAUAGCCAAAGCCAUCGGUCCCCAUGACGUGCUGGCCACUCUGCUGAAUAAUCUUAAGGUGCAGGAGCGUCAGAACCGCGUGUGCACCACGGUGGCCAUUGCCAUCGUUGCCGAGUCAUGUCGUCCUUUCACCGUGCUCCCCGCUUUGAUGAACGAGUACCGAGUUCCCGAGCUGAACGUGCAGAAUGGAGUUCUGAAGUCGCUUUCCUUCCUUUUCGAAUACAUCGGAGAAAUGGGCAAGGACUACAUAUAUGCUGUCUGCCCACUCCUGGAAGAUGCUCUUAUGGACCGGGAUCUGGUCCACAGACAAACCGCCUGCUCCGCCAUCAAGCACAUGUCCUUAGGCGUUUACGGGUUUGGCUGCGAGGAUGCUUUGACGCAUCUACUCAAUUACGUGUGGCCCAACAUCUUUGAGACCUCCCCUCAUCUUGUGCAAGCCUUUAUGGACUCUGUAGAUGGAUUGAGGGUGUCUCUUGGGCCCAUUAAGAUCCUGCAGUACACGCUCCAGGGACUUUUCCACCCAGCUCGCAAGGUACGGGAUGUCUACUGGAAGAUCUACAACUCGCUGUACAUUGGAGGUCAGGAUGCACUGAUUGCCGGCUACCCGCGGAUUACCAACGAUCCGAAAAAUCAGUACGAACGAUACGAACUGGACUACACACUCUAAGUUUUAACAGCUAAUAGGAUUCUCUAAGAUAUAAAUAUAUAAAUAAAACAAUACCAAACAAUGGUUUUCAUUUAAAUAAA